AUGUACUGCGCUCGACUUGCACUUCCUCUUGCACGAGUCCUGGUCCAACGUGCUCCUAUUCUUGUAAGGGCUGAAGCUGCAGCAGCCGCUCGUUGCUUCCACACCUCAGUAGCGCGACGGGAUAUUGACAGCGCAGCCAAAUACAUUGGCGCAGGUGCUGCAACUGUUGGCGUUGCUGGAUCUGGAGCAGGGAUUGGUAACGUAUUUGGUGCAUUAGUUAUUGGUUACGCCCGAAACCCUUCUUUGAAGCAGCAAUUGUUCUCAUACGCAAUUUUAGGAUUUGCGCUUUCUGAAGCUAUGGGGUUGUUUUGUUUGACUAUGGGCUUCUUAAUCUUGUUUGCUUUUUGA
Messenger RNA from Enterobius vermicularis (human pinworm), 348 nucleotides. Lineage: Eukaryota; Metazoa; Nematoda; Chromadorea; Rhabditida; Oxyuridae. The record is from the annotation of a GenBank genome assembly.